UGUUCUCCUCCCUCACAAUGGCCAAGCUUUUCGUGCUCACGGCAACCUUGUUGGCAGCAGCCCACGCCCAAGUGGGUUACAAUGUGCCAGCGCCCAAUGGGCCCGGAUACUCCUACGGCGCCCCCGACCUCCAGGCGGCCGCCUCCAGCUUCGGCGCCCCUGCAGUCGAGGACCCCAUCGCCGCCCUGGCAGCCAACAUCCCCGGCGGAGGCGUCCCUGGCGAGGACUACCCCAUCCUGGCCUCCGUCCCCGACACCGGAUUCUCCUGCGAGGAACAGCAAUUCCCAGGCUACUACGCUGACACCGCCCCGGAGGCCGGCUGCCAAGUCUUCCACAUCUGCCAGUUCGACGGCCGCCAGGACGCCUUCCUGUGCCCCAACGGCACCCUCUUCAACCAGCAGUACUUCGUGUGCGACUGGUGGUUCAACGUGGACUGCGCCGCGUCCGCACAGUUCUUUAGCCUCAACGCCGACAUCGGGAAGGUCCCCGACAACGCGGCUGCCGCCUCCGACGUCUCCCUCGCCACCUCGUACGGCGCCCCUCAGGCUCAGGCCUCAGCCCAGGUCCCCGUGCAGGCUCCCAACCAGUUCUACGGCGCUCCCAAUGGCUUCUAGGGUAUUCCAGUCAUCGAUAUCUUGAUUUUUAGAGUAUAUCUUUAUUUAUAAGGUUAUUUAUAUUCGAAACUAUGCAAAUUUUCUUGCUGGAAUAAGAUUAUAAAAUAUACAACAGGAAA
This is a messenger RNA of Penaeus vannamei (Pacific white shrimp), 733 nucleotides long. RefSeq lists its product as uncharacterized. Gene Ontology annotation, cellular component: extracellular region. NCBI's taxonomy places the organism in Eukaryota, Metazoa, Arthropoda, Malacostraca, Decapoda, Penaeidae. Gene Ontology annotation, molecular function: chitin binding. The record is from RefSeq and is a predicted model, not a curated record.